Molecule: messenger RNA, 555 nt
Organism: Brugia malayi
Lineage: Eukaryota; Metazoa; Nematoda; Chromadorea; Rhabditida; Onchocercidae
Gene: Bma-evl-20
Product: ADP-ribosylation factor-like protein 2, putative
Exons: 4
Coding region: 1-555 (184 amino acids)
Biological process (GO): protein folding
Cellular component (GO): microtubule cytoskeleton; cytoplasm
Molecular function (GO): GTPase activity; GTP binding
Source: RefSeq, a predicted model, not a curated record
AUGGGUUUACUUACAAUUUUGAAGAAACAGCGUUUGAAGGAGAAGGAAUUGCGAAUAUUGGUCCUUGGUCUUGAUAACAGUGGAAAAACAACUGUGGUGAAAAAACUGAAUGGUGAAGAAGUUAACGAAAUUGCACCAACUUUCGGUUUCAAUAUCAAAACAUUGCAAUACAAAGAUAUGAAGUUGAACAUGUGGGAUGUCGGUGGACAAAAAAGUUUACGGUCAUAUUGGCGAAAUUAUUUCGAACAAACAGAUGGUGUUAUAUGGGUUGUUGAUUCAGCCGAUAUUGAUAGAAUGGAUGAUUGUAAGCGUGAACUUGGUUCAUUGUUGGUGGAAGAAAGAUUGGCCGGAGCAUCGCUUUUAGUUCUUGCCAACAAACAGGAUUUAUCAUCCAGUGCAAGUUCGGAAGAAAUAGAAGAGUUACUGGGUUUGCGCAAUUUAAAAUCACAUCACUGGAAUAUAUAUGGAUGUAGUGCAUUUACUGGCGAAAAUCUUCUUGAAGCAAUUGACUGGCUCUGUGUUGACAUCUCCUCUCGGUUGUUUACGUUUAAUUAA